Messenger RNA from Cryptococcus deneoformans JEC21, 3351 nucleotides. RefSeq lists its product as hypothetical. NCBI's taxonomy places the organism in Eukaryota, Fungi, Basidiomycota, Tremellomycetes, Tremellales, Cryptococcaceae. The transcript is spliced from 3 exons. The record is from RefSeq and is a predicted model, not a curated record. The coding region runs from base 57 to 2081 and encodes 674 amino acids.
GUCUUGGUCACCCUCUCUCACCAUCAUUGGUAUACUCUCGCAGAGUUCUUUUUGCGAUGUCACUUUCAUAUCUCCCCCUAUUCAACAUCUUUCCUACCUUAAGCUUGGGAUUAGUGAAAGAACCGACAAUGUUUUUACGGACAACUGUACAGUUUCAACCGUUUCAAUACGCGCCCCCGCAGGUCGUCAGUAAUGACAUAGUCUGCGCCCCAACCUAUCAAUCAACGGUCGCGAACGUAGACGAUGCUACGCUUAAUGAUGAAAUGUCAGUGGUUUCAAGGAAUUUGAUAAAUACUCCAUGCCCGCCUGAGGACCUGGUGAUUAUUGAAAGGACCAGGCAAGUCCCCGGAGGCAGGGACGUUGCUUAUUUAAAAAGUAUUGGAUUGAAGUUGGAUAAUGCGCAAGGGGCAAACGCAGCUCAUCAGCCGCAACGGUCUUCUGUUGCAGACACCAAUGCCUUGUUUUUCGCCCCUGGCAAUCACGCCCAAUCUUCCUUUCCAGUUUCUCUGGCCAGAAAUCCCAGUGAAGCAAGCGAGGCUACCGCCAACAACCCAGUAAAUCCUCUUCCAGCUUCUCCUCCGUGGCCUCCUCUAGAAUCACCUGACAGGUCAUCGGCAUCCAUCCCUGAUGACUGGGAGCUUACCCAUUCAAAAAGAGUAGAUGAUAUGAUGAAAAAGCUCUACCAGAGGAGUAAUCGGAGUCUUCCACAAUUCCCUCCCCAUUUGGAGGCUUUCACAUGUAUAUCGCCGCUCUCUUCCCUCUCACCUUCUUCCAACCAUUCAAACUUCACCCCUACCCCACUCAUACCUUCGACUGUGCCUAGCAACCCACAAACAGCCUCAUCCCAAAGUUUACCGUUGCCGAGCGUCUUUCUCUCCCCUACUUGGUCCACUAUAACGACUCGAGACAAUUCGCAAGGACUACGCGAAACUCGCUCUGCUCCCAACCUUCCUGCUAUAUCCUCUAUGCGAGUCUCUACACCAUCGUCAAAAACCAAUUUUAACACUACGGCAAGGGCAGGUGAGCCAGCAGAGCUGGUAUCUGAGAAAGGACAGGAUACAAUGUCCGACGUUAGGAGUAGACGUGGCGAUGACUCAAUGACUUUGCGGCGACUUGCUGAUGUAAUCGAAUCUGCACAGCGAUACGUCAAACAGCACGAACAGAAGAAGCCGCUUCACUUCCUUUCCGUUCGAACUGUUCCCCAAAUUGCAGUACAAAAACCUGCUCCUUCUGACUCGUCACGACAGCCGAGGGACUUCCAGACAAACCAACGAUUCCACUUUGGUACACCAUCAAUCCCAAUCCCGACUUUUCACUCAUCAACCUUCAAUCCACAAAAAUUGCCGUCCUCAGGCCCUUUUCGUGUAUCCAAAUCAUCGAGCGAUGUUGCCCGUCUCAACUCUUCUCCAUACGUCGCUUCUACUCGAAGUCGCCCUUGGUCCCCACCCAACUCUCCUCCUUCCAACCAAAACUUAAAGUUAGAUAUGACCAGUCCGACUCGGCUUCGGACGGGCAAGUCAACUUCGAGUUUCAUCCGGUCCGGACCUAUCGUACACGAGCCGCCAGGGACGGGAAGAAGUGAAUAUCAAUCCCCUUUGAAGCUUCGAACUCCCAUCAUACCGCGACAGACACCUGAUUGGGCACCGGAACCGUUUCUCCGGUUGCGCCAUACCCCAUCCAACCUGCCGCUUUCCCAUGCCAGCUUUGCGAAUUCUCAUCGAACACCGCCUAUCAUACUCGAGCCACCAUAUCUCACUGGGACCAACCAAGCUUUUCCUUCCACGUUUAUGCCACAGCAUACGAUUAAGCCUACUUCUAUCCCCACCACGACUUCUUCUUCUACCACUGUUAUCAUUAAGGUACCCUCUGACAAUCUUACAGCAGCCGAUGCACCUAGAGCUAACGACGCCCUACAAUCUCCGGUCAUCCUCCGAAAAACAUCACCGGUAGAACCGAAAACAUCGCGUACAAGCCUAUCCACAGCCGCCGUUCAGAAAAGUAGGAACCCUAUCAGGAAAAAGGUUAGCACGGCAUUCAAUAAAGCGAAAAGCCAUUAUUCGAAGCUCCUCAAGAAACCGUAAUAGCUGUUCAAAAGGGAUGAAAUGGGGUGUGAGACAAAGGACGGAAGGGAAGAUGGGAAGCCAAGUGAAAUGUACAAGGAGUGACAGUGAAAGAAGAAGGGAAAAAGGGAGAUGAAGAAUGGGCGAGAAAGGAAACAAGGAAAACGGACGAGAUGAUGAGAACCCGAACCAGGAAAUCGCAAAAGGAAACGACAAAGUAGAACUGUCUACCGCGGAGGCACAUACAGGUACUUGUACAAUGUCAAGUAACUAUAGGAACCGACUUUCUUACUGGGUACUCACUGGGAUCAUUCCGAGGGCACGUACGUGGAAAUAUAGGCACGGCGAAAUCAAAAAUUCUUUUACCAUCUCCAAUUUCGACAUCAGAAAUAUCAUCCUCGUCUUUGCGCGAAAAGUUUGUCCGGCCUUGCCGGCCCAACCGACUGAUAUUUUCGAUAGACUUAAACAAGAAACCGACAUCUGCCUGACAAUCUCGAAUGCACAGCGGGCCAAAAGAUUGGAACUGCAACACUUUACGCCCUUCUCAAUGAUGUUGGGCAAAGUUUCCUCAGGCCUCUCAACGUCGAUCUGUGAGAGAAGGACGGCUUGGGUUGGAUACCAGGGUCGUAGCCCUGGUCCCAUGACGUCCUACAUUUUCUUUUAUUAGGAGCGUUGUAUAAGUAGGGGAAGUGACUAUUAUGUCAGUAAUUUACCGCAAUAGGGAAAGAGGGCUUGUUCUACCCUCGUUCGGUAAAAGAAGAUCCAUGAGCAGCGCAACUAACAGCUAUGUAUGUACUUUGAAUCUACCAUGCGCUAGUAGGCAUCUACCCCAAUGGGACGGUAGUUACUGUCACAAGCUUUGGAUCGUAUCUCAAUGCUAUAACUAUAGGAUAGCUAAGGCAGUUGGGUCGGAGCUUCGUUGGGGGAACCUAUAAACAUUCAUUCCCUCUACACCACGUCCUCCUACUCUGUUGUAGCACUCUCUUCCAUCAUUGGUACCUAUAGGCUCUUUUCGAAGACCGCCUUGUGAAGCGUCCUGAUUUUUUGAUGCAUUUUGUGGAUCAAAGGCUUGCCCGGGAGGAACUUGGUUGGCAUCACCGGGUAAAGAUGAGGAUUGGCCGACGGGGAGAGAGCGUCGAGGGAUCGAGAUGUCACCAGGGACGAAAUCAUCGAAAGGGGCUAUGAAUGGAGAGGCAGGGGCACCGACAUCGUGUACUGCACCAAAAGAUGAGGAUAUUAGUUGACUGACGACCUCCUCGGAGAACUCCAAGUUGAUGCGGUGAUUGAGCCA